AUGCGACUCCCUCUAUGUCGGACAAUCAGGUGUAGCGAUAUGGCCGACAGCGAGUUUGAAGAAUUUCGCCGUGUAUUUGACAAAUUACCACAACACAUUAAGGCCCCGACGCCUUUUUACUCAUUAGUGCCAAAUGUCGGAUUUGAAGAUGAAUCGCCCUCUUCAAAGAGCGAGGAAUCACCUGAAGAAGAGAAAGUGUGUGUGGGAGACACGGAUGGGAUAAAGGCGAGCUCAGAUGCAUCGCCUGUCGCUCAAUCUGAUGUAACAGAUGCACAACGCAGCCCCCGACAUCAAACAUUCACAAUCGGUGAAAGAAGGCGAAGAAAACUGCCCGAAAUACCGAAGAAUAGGAAACCGAACAUAGUGCCAGGUAACCAACCGGCUUCGCUUGCUGACGAACUGGGAGCAUUAACUGGUCUUCUUGUACGACCAGGGUGCCAAGGGCGUCCCCUGCUGGUGCUCAAGUGUGGCUAUCUCUUGGAUGAAGACUCCAGUCCUGAUUCCGAAAGACUACAGAGUCUCGGCGAUGUGGACAGCGGGCACAGUACAGCUCAUUCACCCAUUGACACGGGACCAAAGAGCCUGUCGCCGACGCCGUUACAACAAAACGUGUCACCAUCCUCCAGUUGUAGUAUUAGCGGCAUCAACUUCGCUGGAAACGUGAGCACUGUCCCACACAGUCAACUAGAAAUGCUCGAAGCUACGCACAGAGGCCUACAUAAGUUCAACCCGAGACAUCAUGACGAAAUUGAGGUUGAAAUCGGCGAUCCUAUUUACGUUCAGAAAGAAGCAGAAGACCUAUGGUGUGAAGGAGUCAAUCUAAGAACUGGUCAGCAAGGCAUCUUUCCAUCUGCAUAUGCUGUCGACAUGGACUACAAUGACUUCGAUCCAGCUAAUGCCAAAGUGAAACGCGAGAGAUAUUUAUUGGGGUACAUGGGAUCUGUUGAAACUCUCGCUCAUAAGGGGACCGGUGUAGUGUGUCAAGCAGUGAAAAAAAUAGUUGGUGAUUCGAAUGGUGAUAUUGGCGCUCAAGCUUGCAUUCUAGAAGUUUCGGAUCAAGGUCUCCGCAUGGUCGACAGAUCUAAACCAGACAGGAGUCGGAACACACCUUGCAUCGAUUACUUCUAUUCGUUGAAAAAUGUUUCGUUCUGCGCCUUCCACCCGCGUGACCAUCGGUAUCUUGGCUUUAUUACAAAACAUCCUACGUUGCAAAGGUUCGCAUGUCACGUUUUUCGCGGUCAGGAAUCCACAAGACCAGUCGCCGAAGCUGUGGGGAGAGCUUUCCAGAGAUUUUACCAGAAGUUCAUAGAGACAGCGUAUCCAAUUGAGGAUAUUUACAUUGAGUGAACAACGGCUAAGGUGUUACGAGUUUCACAGAUAUUUCGCUGCGUAAUACUAUACCGAUCCACGAGCAAUAAACACUACGAAAGAUGCUUAUCUUUUGUUCUAUAUUCGAUUUUUAUUUGCUUGCAAUAUCUUUCUAUAACUUCCCACGACAGAACGCUUGUGCCAAACAUCUGUGAAAUUAAUAAAAUCUUUAAACUCGCUGUCGAAUCCUGUAUCGCCUUCAAACUUAAAUGUAUUCAUAAUGUAUUAUAUAUAAAAUAAAAAGAUAUACUUAUCUAAAUUUUAAUUCAUCAAUAACAAUAAUAUCACACAAGAGCCUUGCUAAGCGCCUUGCUUUACGUAAUAUAUCAUUUUGAAUAUUCAAAUAUCUAAAAGGAGUCAAAAUAUAGCACGAUUUAAUAAAUAUUAUUAAAAUAAGACCUUGUUGUAUAUUUGAUUUCAUUCUAUACGAUGAUUUCCUUCAUAUUAACAAUCCUAGGAUAUGUUUUCUCAUAUGUUUUAUUUUGUUUCUUUUCAUUAUCUCCAAAUACAGACGAAAAGUAUAAAAGCGUAACAGAAUCUCAAAUACUGUGAUAUAUAUGAAGUUAUUACUUUUUUUUUUGGUGUAGGUGAACCACUUAUUCUUUAAUUAUCUUGAUUUUAACCAUAAUCUAAUACGUUCUACAUAUUAUUAGAAGUUAAAAGUCGUAAUUUAAUAUUUUAUACAGUAUUAAUAAUUAUUAACUUGAUCGUAGACCUUCUAGAUUAGGGAUGUUGGAACACCUCAAUCACUACACCACCAAAUAAAUUUAUUUCCUUCGUAAUUUUAAGGUCGUAUUGCAUAAGACACUUUUUGUAUGAGUUAUAAUUUAUUUCAAUUAAUACAGUUUAUAUCAUUCUAAUAAAGUGGCUAAUAUUUAUUAUAUUGUGUUUAAAAUUUUACCUUUUGCGGCGAUACAACCGACGUUCUAAAAACGAAACGGAUCUCAAUUCGAUUGUAUUAUUUCGUUUUCGUCUUUGUUAUUCUAGAGGCCCGUGUGCUUUUAACCGAUCGACGUUUUUCUUAUUGGGUUUAUAGGAAAUUUUUAUCAUCUGGUCUCAUUUUAGUCAGUCUAGUGCUCCCCAGGGACGUCGGUGACCACUCUUGAAGGAAAUAAUUCUCUAUUCUUGGUUCUUUUCUUUUAAAUCAAUAUUUUUUUCAAUCGAAUCAAAAAUAACAUACUACAAUUUUUGCGGUAACACGUAGACAUUGUUUAUUAUAAAAUACAAAAAUCGCCUUUGAAAUAAAUACUUUCGCAUUAAAUUUAUCUUGUAAAUACUUAAUUAGUAUUGGUUGCAUUUACGUAGCAAUAAGAGAAAUGCAUUUGUAUUGACAUAUUUAUAUAAUGUAGAUUAUAAUUAAGUUCGUUUUGUAGUAUAUAGUGAAAUGAUUUCAACGAGUCAUAGAGAAGACAAAGUAUAUUUUAACAUAGCAUUUUUAUAUAUCAAUCAAAAGUAUUAUGGAGUUAUAGGACAUGCUACGUAAAUGUAAUCUCUGUAUAUAUCACUAAAUAUUCGAUGCAUUGUCGAUGCAAAGCAAAUCUGUCAACAAAGCUGUCUUUGAGUGCUGUGACUCAAUGGAUGAUAGAAUAUAUUUAUUUUUCCAAUACUUCAUAGCGAAUUUGAGAUAAUGUUGAAU
This is a messenger RNA of Zerene cesonia (dogface butterfly), 3004 nucleotides long. RefSeq names its product JNK-interacting protein 1 (gene Aplip1). The coding region runs from base 1 to 1347 and encodes 448 amino acids. Gene Ontology annotation, cellular component: cytoplasm. Gene Ontology annotation, molecular function: protein binding. Gene Ontology annotation, biological process: regulation of JNK cascade. The record is from RefSeq and is a predicted model, not a curated record. NCBI's taxonomy places the organism in Eukaryota, Metazoa, Arthropoda, Insecta, Lepidoptera, Pieridae. The transcript has 8 exons.